Messenger RNA from Cucurbitaria berberidis CBS 394.84, 2057 nucleotides. Its product is annotated as MFS general substrate transporter. Gene Ontology annotation, molecular function: transmembrane transporter activity. The transcript has 7 exons. Gene Ontology annotation, cellular component: membrane. Gene Ontology annotation, biological process: transmembrane transport. Lineage: Eukaryota; Fungi; Ascomycota; Dothideomycetes; Pleosporales; Cucurbitariaceae. The record is from RefSeq and is a predicted model, not a curated record. The coding region runs from base 336 to 1976 and encodes 546 amino acids.
GAUUCUUUCUCACCUGUAUCUUUCCCGAUUAAAGGGUGCGCUUGGAACUACAUUGUCCAAUAGCGGGAUGCACAACCCUUGUCUGUGAGUUUGAGAGCGAAGACACCCGGCUUCUCGAGCUCUGUCUAGCUAGUACUGGUACUUGUGGCCAGCGAUGUUGUCAAACACAAGCAAUGUUGCAUCAUUGCACGCGUAGAAUUUGGGGUACACUAUCUCCGGCUCCUUAUAAGAUCUCCUAGGAGACGUUCAAUUGAGUUUCCAGUCACCUGGUCCCAGCUACUCCAUAUUAGCAGGCCAUUACGAGACGACAAGCUUUCCCUCGAAUCAUCACAGCCAUGGCUGCGCUUGCUCUUGGUGACAAGCAGCCACCCGUUACCCAGAACUCGGAUUCAGGGUCCUCGCGCGCAUCAACCACUGAGGUACCACAUCAUGGCUCGUAUGAAAACCAUCCCUUCAGCGACCCUGCAACGGCGCAGCACUGGCGCGAGAAAUACGAGACAGCCCAAUACGAGGGACGCCAUCGCUUUGAUCCGAGCUACACAUGGACAGCCGAAGAGGAGAAGAGGCUGGUUCGCAAGCUGGACUGGCGAAUCACACUCUGGGCAUGGGUCAUGUUCAUCUCACUGGAUCUGAAUCGGAAGAAUAUCAAUCGUGCGAUUUCCGACAACAUGCUCAAAGACCUAGGCAUGAACACAAACGACUUCAACUACGGUCAAACUAUCUUCCUCGCUUCGUUCCUUUUCGCCGAGCUCCCCAGUGGCCUCAUUAGCAAAAAACUUGGUGCAGAUCGGUGGAUUCCGACUCUCAUCUGCGCGUGGUCAGUGGUCAGCCUGUCGCAAUGUGCCCUCAAAACCAAGACUCAAUUCUUCGCCCUCCGCUGCGUUCUAGGCUUGUUGAUGGGUGGAUUUAUUCCUGAUAUUGUCCUCUGGCUCACGUACUUUUUCAAAUCGAACGAGCUGCCCCUUCGCCUAGCGUGGUUUUGGACCGCCUUGAGUACAUGCAAUAUCGUUGGGUCUCUAUUGGCUGCCGGCAUACUGCAGAUGCGUGGUCUAAAUGGUUGGGGAGGAUGGCAGUAUCUCUUCCUGAUCGAGGGUCUCAUCACUUUGGUCAUCGGUAUUUUCUCCUUCGGACUGAUGCCGCCUGGAGCCUGUCAAACCAAGCAUUGGUUCCGAGGCAAGAACGGAUGGUUCAACGAGCAUGAAGAACACAUUCUUGUAAACCGAAUUCUUCGUGACGAUCCUUCCAAGGGGGAUAUGAAUAACAGACAAGCAGUCGGCCUACGAUUAUUAUUCAAGGCCGCGUCGGACUGGGAACAAUGGCCGCUCUACCUCAUCGGUUUGACCGCAUACAUUCCGCCCGCGCCACCUGCGAACUAUCUGUCGUACAUUCUCCGCAGACUUGGGUUUUCCGUGUUCCAGGCCAACCUCCUCGCGAUUCCGUCUCAAUUUCUCUAUGCCGUUCAGCUCCUCAUCCUGACUUGGUUGUCAGCGAAAUUCAAAGAGCGAUCCAUCAUCUCCAGCUUAUCAAACGUCUGGAUUUUCCCUUGGCUUGUCGCGCUUGUCACACUGCCCGCCUCAGCCAGCCCAUGGAUCCGCUAUGCUGUCCUCAGUGGUUUACUUUCUUACCCCUACUGCCACGCCAUCCUUGUGGGCUGGAAUGCAAAGAACUCAAACAGCGUCCGCACACGCGCUGUCUCCGCAGCUUUCUACAACAUGUUCGUACAAUCUGGCAAUAUUAUAGCCUCCAAUAUUUACCGCAACGAUGAUCAGCCGCUAUACCGUCGCGGUAACAGGAUCUUGCUAGGAAUCUGCAUAUUCAACGUCUUCUUGUUUUAUUUCGUCAAGGUCUUCUACAUUUGGCGAAACAAGGUUAGGGAUAGGCAAUGGAAUGCGAUGACCAAGGAGGAGCAGGAAGACUAUGUUAUCAGCACCAAAGACGAAGGAAUGAAGAGACUGGACUUUAGGUUCGUGCACUAAAGGUCAUAGGUCCUAGCAUAUACUUGAUUGAAUGCUGGUUGGCGUUGUACAAUUUUGGUAAUAUAGAAAGCUUGUUUCACC